AUGCACCGCUUGAUGGGGGUCAACAGCACCGCCGCCGCCGCCGCCGGGCAGCCCAAUGUCUCCUGCACGUGCAACUGCAAGCGCUCUUUGUUCCAGAGCAUGGAGAUCACGGAGCUGGAGUUCGUGGAGAUCACGGUCAUCGUGGUGGUGGUGAUGGUGAUGGUGGUGGUGAUCACGUGCCUGCUGAGCCACUACAAGCUGUCUGCGCGCUCCCUCAUCGGCCGGCACAGCCAGGGCAGGCGGAGAGAAGACGCCCUCUCCUCGGAAGGAUGUCUCUGGCCCUCUGAGAGCACAGUGUCGGGCAACGGAAUCCCCGAGCCCCAGGUGUACGCCCCGCCGCGGCCCACCGACCGCCUAGCGGUGCCCCCCUUCACCCAGCGGGACCGCUUCCACCGCUUCCAGCCCACCUACCCCUACCUGCAGCACGAGAUCGACCUGCCGCCCACCAUCUCCCUGUCGGACGGGGAGGAGCCCCCGCCCUACCAGGGCCCCUGCACUCUCCAGCUGCGGGACCCCGAGCAGCAGCUGGAGCUCAACCGCGAGUCGGUGCGCGCGCCCCCGAACAGAACCAUCUUUGACAGCGACCUGAUGGACAGCGCCAUGCUGGGGGGCCCCUGCCCCCCCAGCAGUAACUCGGGCAUCAGCGCCACGUGCUACGGGGGCGGUGGGCGCAUGGAGGGGCCGCCCCCCACCUACAGUGAGGUCAUCGGGCACUACCCCGGGUCCUCCUCCUUCCAACACCAGCAGAGCGGCGGGCCGCCCCCCUUGCUGGAGGGGACCCGGCUCCACCACGCACACAUCGCCCCCCUGGAGACCACGGCCGCCUGGAGCAAAGAGAAGGAGAAACAGAAAGGACACCCUCUCUAGGAUCCCGGGGGCAGGGCUGGGCCGGCAGCGGGUAAAAAGCAAAACACUCAAGCACUUCUUAAGAGAGAGAGGACGGGCGAGUCGAAAAUGCAGCGCAUCAACCUCUCCCCGCCUCUCUGUAUAAAUAUUUACGUGUUCUGUCUGGUCUGGAUGCACAAGCUAAGGAAACUCGCA
This is a messenger RNA of Talpa occidentalis (Iberian mole), 1041 nucleotides long. RefSeq names its product prostate transmembrane protein, androgen induced 1 (gene PMEPA1). The record is from RefSeq and is a predicted model, not a curated record. The transcript is spliced from 4 exons. Gene Ontology annotation, biological process: negative regulation of transforming growth factor beta receptor signaling pathway. NCBI's taxonomy places the organism in Eukaryota, Metazoa, Chordata, Mammalia, Eulipotyphla, Talpidae. The coding region runs from base 1 to 867 and encodes 288 amino acids. Gene Ontology annotation, cellular component: Golgi membrane; early endosome membrane. Gene Ontology annotation, molecular function: R-SMAD binding.